CCAUCUCCGGAAUGAGUUUGGGCUUAUGUUGAUUUUUCUUAUGUUCGGUCAGUGGAAGGUGUUGGCAUUUAUGUUUGCCUCUAAACCAGUGCUUUGCCGGCCACCUAAAUGACUUUCUUUGAGAAAUCAUAUCUGUUCUCUCCCUCAGCUUUCUGGAUUAUGUCAAUGACUGCUAGCACUUAUUACGGUAACAUUCGGCCUGUUUCUCCUUGGCGUUGGCUGUUUUCUGUUGUUGUUCCCGUUUUGAUCGCCUGUAAUGGCUUUAAAAAGAAAAGCCUAGAUCACAGUGGGGCGUUAGGAGGGCUAGUGGUUGGAUUCAUCCUGACCAUUGCAAAUUUCAGCUUUUUUACCUCUUUGUUGAUGGUUUUUCUUUCUUCUUCAAAACUCACUAAAUGGAAGGGACAAGCAAAGAAGCGUAUAGAUUCAGAAUAUAAAGAAGGAGGGCAAAGAAAUUGGGUUCAGGUGUUCUGCAAUGGAGCCGUGCCCACAGAGCUCGCCCUGCUGUACAUGAUAGAAAAUGGCCCCGGGGAGACGGCGAUCGACUUUUCCAAGCAGCACACUGCUUCCUGGAUGUGUUUGUCUCUCUUGGCUGCACUGGCCUGCUCUGCUGGAGACACCUGGGCUUCAGAAGUUGGCCCAGUUCUAAGUAAAAGCCAGCCAAGGCUGAUUACAACCUGGGAGAGAGUUCCAGUUGGAACCAAUGGAGGGGUUACAGUGGUGGGACUUGCUUCCAGUCUGCUUGGUGGAACCUUUGUGGGCAUCACCUACUUCCUCACACAGUUGGUUUUUGUGAAUGAUUUAGACAUAUCUGCCCCUCAGUGGCCAAUUAUUAUAUUUGGGGGUCUGGCUGGAUUACUAGGAUCAAUUGUGGACUCAUAUUUAGGGGCGACAAUGCAAUUUUCUGGUUUGGAUGAAAACACUGGCAUGGUGGUCAACAACCCGACAAAUACAGCAAAGCACAUAGCAGGAAAACCUAUUCUUGAUAACAAUGCGGUGAAUCUGUUUUCUUCUAUUCUUACUGCCCUCCUUCUCCCAACAGUUGCUUGUGGUUUUUGGCCCACAGAGUGAGCUUUACUUAAUUUCUACAGGUUGGAGCUGGGUGUGAUGGUGCACACCUGUAAUCCCAGCACUUGGGAGGCUGAGGCAGGAGGAUCAUCGCGAAUUUGAG
Molecule: messenger RNA, 1168 nt
Organism: Chinchilla lanigera (long-tailed chinchilla)
Lineage: Eukaryota; Metazoa; Chordata; Mammalia; Rodentia; Chinchillidae
Product: transmembrane protein 19-like
Exons: 2
Coding region: 109-1068 (319 amino acids)
Cellular component (GO): membrane
Source: RefSeq, a predicted model, not a curated record